Lodderomyces elongisporus is the source of this 2289-nucleotide messenger RNA. It is a transcript of the gene LEU1, whose product is annotated as 3-isopropylmalate dehydratase. Gene Ontology annotation, biological process: L-leucine biosynthetic process. The coding region runs from base 1 to 2289 and encodes 762 amino acids. The transcript has a single exon. Gene Ontology annotation, molecular function: 3-isopropylmalate dehydratase activity; 4 iron, 4 sulfur cluster binding. The record is from RefSeq and is a predicted model, not a curated record. Gene Ontology annotation, cellular component: 3-isopropylmalate dehydratase complex. Lineage: Eukaryota; Fungi; Ascomycota; Pichiomycetes; Serinales; Debaryomycetaceae.
AUGUCGGCAAAAACUCUUUACGAUAAAGUUUUUGAUGAUCAUGUGGUCCUCAAGGACACAUCAUAUUUGCUUUUCAUCGAUAGACACUUGAUUCAUGAAGUGACAUCGCCACAAGCAUUCGAAGGUAUGCAACAAGCAGGACGUACAGUGCGUCGUCCAGACUGUACUCUUGCCACUGUUGAUCACAAUAUUCCAACAAUUUCGAGAAAGAAUUUCAAAAACGUUGAUACAUUUAUUGAACAGGAUGAUUCGAGACUUCAAGUGAAGACCUUGGAAAAGAAUGUGAAGGAAUUCAACAUUCCAUACUUUGGAAUGAGGGAUGACAGGCAAGGUAUUGUCCAUGUUGUUGGACCAGAACAAGGUUUCACACUACCAGGUACCACAGUUGUGUGUGGUGACUCGCAUACAUCAACUCAUGGUGCAUUUGGUGCUCUAGCAUUUGGUAUUGGUACUUCAGAGGUUGAACAUGUCUUGGCAACACAAACAAUCAUUCAAACAAAAUCCAAGAAUAUGAGGAUAUUUGUUGACGGGUCAUUGAGUGAGGGUAUCACUUCCAAGGAUCUUGUCUUGCAUGUUAUUGGAGUCAUUGGUACUGCUGGUGGUACUGGAUGUGUUAUUGAGUUUGCAGGUAAGGCUAUUGAAGAUUUGUCCAUGGAGGCAAGAAUGUCGAUAUGUAAUAUGGCCAUUGAAGCUGGUGCUCGUGCCGGUAUGAUCAAGCCAGAUCAAACUACAUUUGACUACAUAAAGGGAAGACCAUUGGCUCCAAAAGGUGAGCAAUGGGAGAAAGCUUUAAAGUACUGGAAGACAUUGUACUCUGACCCAGGUGCAAAGUUCGAUUACGAUAUAAAGAUUGCUGCUAAAGAUAUCGUUCCCACAAUCACAUGGGGUAACUCACCUCAAGAUGCAUUGCCAAUUAGUGCCAAGGUACCAGAUCCAGCAAAUGUAAGUGAUCCAAUUAAGAAAGAAGGUAUGUUGAGAGCUUUGAAAUAUCAAGGUUUAGAACCAAAUACACCAUUGAAGGAUAUCAAGAUUGAUAAAGCUUUCAUUGGAUCGUGUACCAACUCAAGAAUAGAAGAUUUGAGGGCUGCGGCAAAAGUGGCUAAAGGUCACCACAAAGCGCCCAAUGUGAAGCAAGUUUUGGUUGUUCCAGGAUCAGGUCUUAUUAAAACACAAGCUGAAAAGGAAGGUUUGGACAAGAUUUUCGAAGCAGCUGGUUUUGAUUGGAGAGAAGCUGGAUGUUCGAUGUGUUUAGGAAUGAACCCAGAUAUUCUUGAUCCAGAAGAGAGAUGUGCUUCGACGUCGAAUAGAAAUUUCGAAGGUCGUCAAGGUGCAAGAUCAAGAACACAUUUGAUGUCACCAGCAAUGGCUGCAGCUGCAGCCAUCAAGGGUCAUUUCACUGAUAUCCGUGAAUUUGACUAUGUUGGUAAUGAUGAACCACACAUUGCUAUUAGUGAUGAUGAAAACGACGAGAAGGAAGAUAAAGAAUUACAAGAUGCAGUUUACGACCACGAAAAGGAACCCAUGAGUGAUGACGACGAUUCAUUCUCGGUUGAGGAUGAAAGGAUAAAUGAUGUUCCAGAAACUACUGGUGGGUUUGGAUUGGAAAAGUUCACCAAAUUCACCGGUAUUGCAGCUCCACUUCACAAGGCUAAUGUGGACACCGAUGCCAUUAUUCCUAAGCAAUUUUUGAAAACCAUCAAACGUACUGGUUUAAAGGAUGGUUUGUUUUAUGAGGCUAGGUUUGUCAAAUCCAAUGGUAAAGAUGUGGAAACCGACUUUAUUCUUAAUCAGGAACCAUACAGGAAAGCCGAAAUUUUGGUUGUUACUGGUGACAACUUUGGUUGUGGUUCCUCUAGAGAGCAUGCACCAUGGGCAUUGAAGGACUUUGGUAUCAAAUCAAUCAUUGCACCAUCAUUUGGUGACAUUUUCUACAACAACUCAUUCAAAAACUUUUUGCUCCCAAUUAGAUUGCCACAAGAAGUUAUUGAAUCGAAGUUGAUCCCACAUAUCGAAAACAAAUUGACCAUUGAUUUGCCAAAUCAACAAAUUAGAGAUGGUACUACUGAUGAGGUUUUGGUUGAGAAAUUUGAAGUUGAAGAGUUUAGAAAGCAUUGUUUAGUGAAUGGUUUGGAUGAUAUUGGAUUGACUUUGCAAAAAGAAAAACACAUUGUGGAAUAUGAAGCCAAGAGAAGAGACAAAUUUUCUUUUCUUGAAGGUGGAUCAAAAUUGGUGAAGCCAAUCAAAGGUUCUAAAAAGAGCAAGUUUGGUCUCAAGACUCCAGAAUGGUAA